Messenger RNA from Aspergillus welwitschiae, 324 nucleotides. RefSeq names its product putative quinol monooxygenase. The transcript is spliced from 3 exons. The coding region runs from base 1 to 324 and encodes 107 amino acids. The record is from RefSeq and is a predicted model, not a curated record. Lineage: Eukaryota; Fungi; Ascomycota; Eurotiomycetes; Eurotiales; Aspergillaceae.
AUGGCUGAAGUCCAACUCAUAGCCACCCUGCGACCGGCUCCCGGAAAAGAGAAAGAACUCAGAUGCCUCCUUUGCCACACGACACGUCUUGUGGAGCAGGCGGAGCCAUUAUGCCUGACAUUUCUUCUAACAGAACACCACCGAGCGGAUGGCAGCUUGGAGUUCAAGGUCAUCGAAAGAUGGGCCAAUACGAAUGCACUUGAGCACCACCAUAAUCGUCCCUGGCUCCGCGAGAUGUAUUCCACAUUCCUGGCGAAGCAAAUAUUAGACGGACCAGAGCAGAUUGAAAUGCUGACUGUCAUUGCUGGGUUUGCCGUGCGUUAG